UCUAAAGUCGAUAUGUGCUUGUGAUUGCGGUACUAUCCUUGAGGCUCACCCCCUCUGCGUUGGAGGGACCAAUUGCGGCGCGCCUCUCCCUCGGUCCCGUCAUGGGCCUCCGUGGAGAUUCGGGGAUCAUGUCACUCCCUCAACCAGAGACCGCGUUGAACAACGCGUGCGCUGUCAUUUUCAACAACACACUAUACACAUAUACCGCCGAUGCAUUUCAGUCGCUGCGGUUGGAGCCGGGCGCGGAGUGGGAGACGCUGGCGCAGGGCGAGAAGGUGACGGGCGGCGUCUGUGUUGGCUCAACGACGGGCACCCCGGAGACAUCCGCUUUCUUUGUCGUCGGGGGCGUUGGAGCGUCGGCCGAGUACAAGGGUCUGCAGAAAUACACGUACGCGACGGGGAAGUGGGAAAGCAUCACGUUGUCUUCGCCGGUAACGGACCGUCGGCUUGGACACAGUGCCACUUACAUCAACAGCACCGACUCGAUUCUCGUCUACGGCGGCACUCAGGAGGGCACCAAUAGUGCAUCGACGCAAACAUUUACCAUUGGCGCGUCGACACGCGAGGUUCUCUCCUACCCUUCCCUCGCGCCACCAGCCCUCAGGCCGAUCCUCCUGCCUUGGUCCGCCAAUCAGGCCGUCAUGAUCGGCGGCAGCACGUCGAAUACGCAGGUUAUGCUGUUUAGGCACGAGCAGCGUUGGGAGGACUCGCGUUGGGAAGACUCGGGGGCGUGGCUCGCUACGCCCCUGCCAAAGGACGCAUCGUCGAUUCAGGCGGUGUUGGUGACAGGCGACGAUGGAUCGAAGAAUCUCAUCACUUUCGACAUGACAGAGUCCCCCAACGCAGUCAAGCGGACGGUGCUCUUUAGCGCUCCCGGCGUGCCGGUCCCGAAUGCCGCACCAGCUCGCAAGCGGAGGUCGAGGAGGAAAGUCUCGGACACAGGCACCCAGGAGAGAAGGCGUGCCGAGCCCCUGACCUUGAACAGCUGGCCAGCAUACAAUUCGACACUGGCGCCGAAAACUACUCGGAGCAACUUUGCUCUCGCUCAGGGGCCGGAUGGCAUGGUGGUGAUUGCGGGUGGAACCAACGAUAAAGACGUACUGUGCAUGUUCAAUGCCAGGCAGAACAGCUGGGAGGACGCGGGCGAGAAGCUGGGCCAAUUCAGGCUGCUCUCGGAGAGCUCGUCAACCUCGGCAUCGACUACAGCGACCUCCACAGCCUCGACAUCAACAAUGACAUCGGCAUCCAUAACAUCCUCCGCAUCCGUAGCCGCAACCGUGACCAGCCCGGCAGCGGCGACUCAGACGCCUACCGAAACACCCGCGGCAACGGUCUCGGACAGCUCCGGGCCACCGGUCAAUACCAUCCUCGGCGCCGUGCUAGGCGGCUUCUUUGGGCUGGCGCUGUUGCUGGCCCUUCUAUAUCUGUGUAUCAAGAGGCGGCAGAGGCGGCAGGGUCACUUGGAGGCAGGCCACUUGCGGAGGGCCAGCGGGGUGUCGUCGAGUGAGAAAGAUGGGCUCGGUUUUACCAAAGACAGCCUUGGUCUUGGACAGGGCCCGCCGGGCGUGUUCCGCGGCCACCAGCCUCAGGGCUCACAGAGCUCCUUCUCCUCGAUGGCGAUCCUGAUGGGCCGCGCAGGCCAGCAAAACUCGGCACCAGGCAAAUCAAGCAACGAAAGCAAACGCGACUCGUCCGGAAGUACCUUCCGCGCAUUCAAGAGCACCAUCAGCAAGCCCAUUGUGCGGGACGCCCAGUCCACCGUGGUGGUACAACCACCGGAGCCUCGGCAGCAGGCUUGGGAUGAGAAGGGCGUCUCGUUCGCGGCAGACACGGUGGAUCCCAAGCCGCGGAACAUGACGGCGGGAGCUGAUCCGCGAGGAAGCACGCGGCGCAGCUCCGGGUGGAACAGGUAUUGGUCAGGCGGGUCGGCGUUGAAUCUCCUGGGCUUCGGCGGCGGCGGCAACAACGCGGCCAUCAACUCGCAACGGACCACGCUGGCCACAGACCGGAGCAGCAGCUCUCACUACAGCUCUCCGAACCGCAUGACCCAGGACAGCGCGACAGUGCCGCCGCUGUUUCCGCCUGCUGCCAGCGAGCCCCGGAUGUCCUUCAGCCGUGUCAACGCGCACAGCCCGACUAUCGCGAUAUACAAUGAUAGGCUCGGCGAAGGCAUGAGUGGCAUGAUUGAGACGCAGCGCCCGAUCAGUGCCGUGAGCGACAUGUCUGCGUCGGCCUAUUCGAGCGGCAUCCCCGAGUCGGUCCAAGAGGCAUGGGAUCCCACCGCCAACGGCAAGCCCUGGGGCGCGGACCGGUCGCACAAUGACUCGCUCACCGGCCUCUACUCGACAGCCCUCACCCCGGCUUCGCAAGGCUCGAGGCCGUCAGCCCAAGCGCCAAAGCAGCCCCAGGCUCCCGUGCGCGACGACAUGAGCUGGCUCAAUCUCGGUGCCAGCUGAGGCGGCAGCCGUCCAAAAUUCGAAAUCCAACAAUCCCUUCUUCACGGCGCCUUCGCGAGGCGUCUUGUCUUGGGCAACGCCCUGAAUUCACACUCGACCUUGCCAGUACACGCCCUGCUGCUUGACGAGAACUCUCUCCUGGCGGCGGCUGU
Messenger RNA from Chaetomium strumarium, 2608 nucleotides. RefSeq lists its product as uncharacterized. The transcript has a single exon. Gene Ontology annotation, molecular function: protein binding. The coding region runs from base 102 to 2456 and encodes 784 amino acids. The record is from RefSeq and is a predicted model, not a curated record. Lineage: Eukaryota; Fungi; Ascomycota; Sordariomycetes; Sordariales; Chaetomiaceae.